CCGGCCCGACCCGGCGCGGCGCGGCGCGGCCCGCGGGGAGCGCUGCCCUCUCCCGGCCGCGGGGCAGGACGAGCGCGGCGCCGAGCGGAGCGGAGCGGAGCGGCGAGGCGCGGAGCGAGCGGGGUCGCCCCAGCGGUGCGCGGGGCCGGGCUGCGGCGCUGUGACCUUCACCGCGGGCCUUUUCUCUGUGCCUCGGGAGGGGGUGUGACUCAGCCCACGCCAGCACCAUGGCGUCGCGCAUCGGCCUGCGGAUGCAGCUCAUGCGGGAGCAAGCCCAGCAAGAGGAGCAGCGGGAGCGGAUGCAGCAGCAGGCCAUGAUGCAUUACAUGCAGCAGCAACAGAUGCCAGUAGCACCCACACCGGCCAUCAACACUCCAGUCCCCUUCCAGUCGCCGCCAUCUGUGCCAGGAGAGGUCUUAAAGGUUCAGUCAUACCUGGAGAACCCCACCACGUACCACCUGCAGAAGUCGCGGGACAAGAAGGUCCAGGAGUAUAUCUCUGAGACAUACGGGAACAAGUUUGCUGCUCACAUCAGCCCAAAGCCUCCCCCGGCCGCCUCGCCUGGGGUGAGGCCCAGCCAUGUCAUGUCAUCUUCAGCAGGCAACAGCGCUCCCAACAGCCCCAUGGCGAUGCUCAACAUUAGCUCCAACCCGGAGCGGGAGAUAGAUGAGGUCAUUGAUGACAUCAUGCGUUUGGACGAUGUUCUGGGCUAUAUUAAUCCAGAAGUGCAAAUGCCUAACACCCUGCCGAUGUCCAGCAGUCACAUGAAUGUGUAUAGUGGUGACCCCCAGGUGACGGCCUCUCUGGUGGGCGUCACCAGCAGUUCCUGCCCUGCCAACCUCACUCAGAAGAGAGAAAUGACAGAUGCCGAGAGCCGUGCCCUGGCUAAAGAGCGUCAGAAGAAGGACAAUCACAACCUGAUUGAGAGAAGGCGAAGGUUUAACAUCAACGAUCGCAUCAAAGAACUUGGAAUGCUGAUCCCCAAAGCCAAUGACCUGGAUGUACGCUGGAACAAAGGGACCAUCUUGAAGGCCUCUGUUGACUACAUCAAGAGGAUGCAGAAGGACUUGCAGAAGUCACGGGAUCUGGAGAAUCACUCUCGGCGCCUGGAGAUGUUGAAUAAGCAGCUCUUGCUCCGUAUCCAGGAGCUGGAGAUGCAGGCUCGCAUCCAUGGGCUGCCAACCUCCUCGCCCUCCGGGGUGAAUGUGGCAGAACUGGCUCAGCAAGUUGUGAAGCAAGAGGUCAGCAGAGGAGAGGAUGGGUCGACAGAGCCUCAGCAGCGUCAGCCACAUCCUGACCAGGAGACACAGCCACAGCCAUCCCUCCCGCCACCACCUCAGUCUCCUUACCACCAGCUGGACUUUACCCACAGCCUGAGCUUUGACGAUGGCCCCAGCGGGUUCCAUGACCAGCUGGACCCUGGCCACAACGCCUCCUUCCCUUCUCUAUCCAAGAAAGAGCUGGACUUGAUGCUGAUGGAGGACACCAUGCUGCCCCUGGCUUCUGACCCUUUGUUCUCUGCCAUGUCUCCCGAGGCCUCCAAGACCAGCAGUCGCAGGAGCAGCUUCAGCAUGGAGGACACAGACAUGCUGUGACGAGGAGCCACUCAGACACUGGGGAAAAGGACUAGGAGUAAGGCCUGUUUGUGAAGACACAUCCUCACCCAGGAAGCCCCUGAUCAGCACUUGAGUCUACACCUCUCAAUGCAAGGGUGGUAGCAGCUGAAAGGUUUGUUGGGAGAACAAGACCUUAGUUGCUAUAACUACAUCUUGCCAACGUGCCAUUGACUGAGCAGACCUCCUUGGCUUGCCAUGGCAUUACAGUGUUGAAUGCAGAUUGACAGCACCGCUCCAGAGAGCAGAUCCUCAGCUGCCUUGCUUUUCAGCUAAACUCCCUGCAAACCUCGCACCCUGCAAGGGGUGGAGGCUGGAAACCAGUGUAAGGAGUCCCUCUGAAGGGAACAGGGGGGCUUUGAUGCUCAGAGCUUCCCUCUGUGAUUGUGCAUCUAUCCAGGCUUCGGCACAGGAACCUGUGCCCCCUCAAAGUCUUCCCAAGCCCUGUAUGCUGUUCCCUUCUGCUGCUGCUGGCAAUGGCUGCCUCGUGGCACCGUCCCAUGUUGGGAUUCCUCUUCCCUUCCCAAGCAGGGAUGCCUAGUAUAUCUGAGGGGAGGGCACGGUGCUCUUGGUCACCAGGGUGCCUGGAGGCACAUUUCUCAAGGUGCAUUGGAUAAGAAAUCGGGAGGGAGAGGAGGGGACUGAUCUGAGCAAAUUCUCUAGUGGUCACGUGCAUUUUCAAAGUUGGGAGCCCUGACUUUGAGAACGUACUUGUGAUGACUGCCAAGGUACCGCUGUGCUGGGCCUAUCUCCAGUGAACCCCUAAAUCUCAAAGCGCCGUUUGGUUGAAGCCACCAAUGUGCCUGAUUUACAAUGAGAAAUUGCUGAAGUUAUCUGACCCUGGCCUUUGGUUCUGCACCAGCACUGAUGGGUGUCCACCAUUUGGCAUUCAGUAAUCAUUCAGUGUCUAUCUGGCACUCUCAAACGUCACUUUAAGAUUUUGGGUUUCAUGUGAACUGAAACUUGGAGGGGUGGGAGGGUAGGGGGGUGGGGAUGAGUGUGCAAACCUUCACGAUGAACCAAAACUGCAAACAGGCUUUUGCCUUCGCCCCUGUGCACUGAAACCCUUGGUUUUGGGCAAGAAUCUCGCUCCCGUUAAACUGUCGCCAAAAGCUAGCAAGCCAGAAGGCAACUCCUAACUUCUAAAUAACCAGAUCAGAUGCCCUCAGUGUACACCCAGACCCCUUCUUCAGCUGAGACGCUUGUUGAAGUCAGUGGGCCACAUCCUGGAAAGCUUGGAGUGCCCUCUGCUCCCCCUGAAAUCAAAUAGUCUUGUCUUUACCAAGGUAUGUUCCUUUGUUGUCUUUUCGUGUCCAUUAUUCAGGCAAACCCCCCAGAGAAGCCAGUGGGAGAUUUUUGCCUGGGUAGUGGACCUCUGGGAUGUUCUGACCCAAGAGGCCUAUUGAUGCCACUGAUACUUGGAAAAAGCCAGGUGUCCUGGAUCGCAACACCCUCUGGUGAAAUGUCCCUGUGAUAAAAUUGUUAUGCCCUAGCAAGGGCAGCCAGGGGUGGAGCAGGCUAGCUGGAGAGUUUGGGGGGUGAGGGACGGUUAGGGAAGAUGGUGGGGAUUUUAAUCAAUGUAGUUUUGAGCUCUUUGGUCCAUAGAUGGAAUUGUUCAUGCUCCCAGAACGCGGGUCUAGUGCAUCACACGCCCUUUCCCUUUUCUUAGCUCUUGCCCACAGGGCUGACUCUGUGGAGGAGACAGGACCUCUCUUUUCCACUAGUGGAAACUAAGCGAUGGCAUGAGUGAUGUGGGAGAAGCUAGAACCUGGUGUUCAAAUCUCACGUGGUUCCUCAUGGGGAGGAUGAUUUUCUGGUUGUAACAGUUACCAAAAUCUUAGCCACAGCUUUCUGCCUUGGAUAUCUAAGAGCAAUUUCCUCUCUCCCCUUCCCCUUCCCCUUCCUUCCCAAGGUUGUUCAUUUGGCCUGAUGAUGAGUGAAGCCACCAGGGAGUGUCUUUGCACGGUUAAGUCGCUGAAUGGUAUUCUGUUUCCUCCAGACUGUGACAACAGCGCACUCAUGAAAGGAAUUGGGGUGGCGUGGAGAAGGCAGGGGGAACGCUUUAUUUAAAACAAAGCACUGCAAUUGCAGUAUUCGGUUCCAAGAGUCUGAAGGGCAUGGUGGGGAAUCCCUUUGUAAUAAUAUUGCUACCUUAAACUCCAGUAACUGCCCAACACGUGGCAGCAAAGCUCAGCAAGCUGUAGCGUUUUAGAUUCGUUCCUGGAGAAUACUACAGUUCAUAGCAAUGAGGCCAAGCUGAAGAGUCUGAAGUCCAGGGGCAUUUGGAUCAAUGGUUGUAUUUUAUUCUCCACCUCUAGCUCCGAGCCUGUCCUGAGAACCUCAUGGAUGGGACCCCUGCACCCGCAAUAGUGUGAUCAGGAUAUACAGUCAUAAGGGAGAACUCAGCCUGCCGGCCCACUAAGAAAAGAGCUUGCUAUCAGUGGGAGAAUAAGGACCUGGGGGGAAAUGUAACUGCAAGGCACCCAGGUCUGUGUGGGCAGCGAGGUGGUCACAAGUGGAUGGACGUCUGCUUAGGUUGCAGUGAGAAGUGCGAGUAGGCAGUCGAGUCAAUGAGAAGUACCAGUGAGAAGUCAAGUUUGCAUGUGGCGAUAGAGACAGGUGAGAGGGUGAAGGAGGAAGAGAGAGUAAGCAGCAUUUUCAUUUCCUGAGAGGGGCAGUCCCCAGCCCUGACAGUCAGGAGAGCCAGCACAAGCAAGAGGAAAGUCCCUCACUUACGUUGCCUUGCUCACAUAUUAGUGGUUUAGCAGGAGGGAGAAGGACUAACUAUUGUUGUGACGGGGAGAUAGCAGGGGGCUUUUCUUGCACACAUUGCUGGCUGAAGUGCAGAGGUUUUGGCAAGGAGGCAGGAUUUUGGGUUGGUCUUUAAGUGAGACAGGCCUGUGGGCAGGUGUCUGGGAGUGGUGGCCGGCUGCAGGCAUGUCUGUACUACACCAACACUUUGGCUUCCCUUACGUGCCAUUCCUGUGUGCCUGUGAGUAGUUCUUCAGAGCAGGACUACAGAGCUCUGUUGACUUAGUGCGGGGAUGCCUACAUGGCAACAAGGCAGCCCCAUGCAGAUACCAAGCUACCUCUGAAGCCACUAGCUGAAAUACCAGAAGCAGCACUGCUGCUUUAGUCUGCUGCCCCACUCAGCCUGCUAUACCGUGUUUUUCAGCAAGGUCCUCCUUCAGAGCUAGCUUGGGUGUCUUGGCAUGGCACGGUGCCAUGGAGGUGUACCCUAAGUGUCGGUUUUCUCCAGAGCAGCUACCAUAGACCCCAUGGAUGCUACAAGUGUCCGUGUAGUUGUACUCCCUUGGUGUACCAUGCUGUUGUACUCCCUUGAAAUUAUGGGUGAGCAUAAGGCAUCCUGUGCAGCAGAACCGAGGAUCAUUCGAGACACGUGUUAAGUGCUUUUGAUGCCCUGUACGUUCUCGGAGCCGUGUGGAUGAUAGCUGAGGUCCAGCAGACACUGGACUUGCAGCGUGGAAUCGAUGUGGCUAGAAGGCUCCGACAGGUAGCGACGAGGGAGUCUGGGAAGGCUUGGGGAAGUAUUACCAAGGAGUUAUAGCAGGAGGGGUUGGUGGAGCCAUGCCCCGUGGGACGAGAGCCAGGGUCCAGGAUACCCUGAUGGUGGCGUGGCCAGCUGGCUGAGAGGAGCCUACGCAGGCAGGCCCAGCGUGGUUUGCAGCUCCGACCUUCCCGUGAGGGCUUAGCCUUGCAGAGACUGCCCAAUUCGAAUCCAAAGCUCUUUCUGUGUUUAUAACUGUGCACUAUAUGCAGCAUGCUUCAGCACACGCAGGAUACAGUAUAUAGUGUGCAUUAGGCCGUGUGCUUGAGUGGCCGUGGGACACGGUAUAUACUAGGCAUGGGCACAAACGGGGCUCUCCAGCACGUCAGUGUGAACCAUCAGCCUCUUUUUUUUCCCCCCGCUUGAGAUCUGGAACUGUUAGUAUACCUGCAGCCUUCCUGUCAUUGGCUAGGACAGGAAGCGAUGUGAUCCCAUGCGAGAUUUUUCCCAGCGGUGUCUCCAGUCGUGUCAAAGCCAGGAUGAGAAUGUGUGACAUCUUAGGAUUUCUGGGCUGACGAACCCAGCGGUCUCAGAAAAGGCACGUGAAGUUGUGAUUUUUGGGUGUCCAAAGAAGGACACCUGAAAGGAACUAGAUUUUCAGGCUGUGCUGGGCAACCAUCCUCUGAAAAUCAGGCCUCUUUAAAGUGCCUUCAGUUGGGCACCUAAAAUAACUCGUCCCUUUGGAGCAUCUUAGCCAGAGAGACUUCUUGAAGUGCCCUAAUCAGCAAUCUAUACCGUGGCGCAGUGUGCUUGAUUGACUGUGCAUUGCAGUGCGUGCUGUAUGCGACACGGAGUCAGUGCCUACCCCAUACAGCCCAUGCUGCACGCAGCUCAUGGCUAUCGGGCGUGGGAUAUCCCACGCCAGGACCCCCUGCUUCCGCCUGCGUGAGUGGCAGGGUGUUUUCCAUGCUGUGAGGUAAAAUAGUCAUGGAUUUUUUUUUUUUUUAAAUCUUUUAGGUUUUUGUUGUUUUUUUUUUUUAAUGCACUGUGUUUUGAUUAAAAAAUUUUACUACUGUUUUAUAAAUAAUUGUACAAAAGAAUGAACUGGAAUGGGUAAAAAAAAUUAUUAAAAUAUAUUUAUUUACAACCUA
This is a messenger RNA of Alligator mississippiensis (American alligator), 6272 nucleotides long. RefSeq names its product transcription factor EB (gene TFEB). The record is from RefSeq and is a predicted model, not a curated record. The transcript is spliced from 9 exons. Gene Ontology annotation, cellular component: nucleus. Bases 228 to 1595 code for a protein of 455 amino acids. Gene Ontology annotation, molecular function: DNA-binding transcription factor activity, RNA polymerase II-specific; protein dimerization activity; RNA polymerase II cis-regulatory region sequence-specific DNA binding. Gene Ontology annotation, biological process: regulation of transcription by RNA polymerase II; humoral immune response; positive regulation of DNA-templated transcription. NCBI's taxonomy places the organism in Eukaryota, Metazoa, Chordata, Crocodylia, Alligatoridae.